AUGGAAUCGGGCUCUAGAUGGAAGGCAACAGCCUUGCUAACUUGGCUUUUAGCCGCGGAACCAGUCAAUUGUCUGCCGCGUGUCGGAACUGCAGUGGAGGGUAUACUGCUGGGAACUGCGACAGAGCCUGAGACGGCUUAUAGAACCCAAUAUCCACCUGCAAACGAGGAGGAUAGGUUUUUUAUUCCGGAGUCACACCCUGAAUAUCGCGUGGCUUUGGAGACAGACGGCCGUCCACCACAGCCUCCAUUCCCCCAGUUUCAACUCGAAAAGUUUGUUCACGGGUUGAACGACUUGCUAGGUGUACCAGAACCUGCUACGACUUUGGUACCAACAGCUGCAGCAGAACCUGCUUCUGUCCCAACGGCCACUUCGCAGAAGCAGUCUCAAGCUCUGGCACUCCCUGUUCCAACUGUUGAAACUACUACAGAGGUACCAAAAGCUGAACAAGCUGCGACUUCGGUAGCACAAACCGUUCCAACAAAUCCUGUUCCCACAAUCUCUCCUCCAACUGAACCGGAUCAUCCUAAAAGUAUGAAUGGUCAGGAUAUUUUCGGGCCUGUUGCGACAGGAGCUGUUCCUGCCAAUAUCAAGUCUAGACAUGAUCACCCUGUGCAGAACAAGCAUGCCAACACCACUGGUCCAAUUGAGACCAACAAGUUCUAUGCCGGGCUCUUCCUGGGUACUCAGACCAAUGCUUCUUUCACGCAACCCUACUCCCUGGCAUGGUCCAAGGGCAGUGGCUCCUUAAAGAGCUGGGGUAUGGGAAUUUCUCAUGUCCAGCCCCACAUGCUUGCCUACGGUCCUAAGAACGAUAAGAUUCCUGGAGAGCCUGUGUCAUACUACAUCAAUCCAGUUGGACUUCAACACCUGAUUCUCUCGGCAACCGAGCUCGAUGAGUCCAGUGUCUUGGACACCGAGGAUCCUAAGGCUUUCUCCGCUCAUGCUGUCCUGAAACGCUCUGGAGGCUCAGCCCAACAGAUUACUUUCCCCAUUGUGCAGGGCAUGGGCUACACCACUGCCAUCUACAAUGACCUGCAGCCUCUGAUCGAGAGUGGUGUUUUCUUCCGCAAGGUUGUUAGCGCUGGUUCGCCACGCCAGGGUAUCUUCAAGUACAAUAUUGAUCUUGAAGAUGACACUACAUGGCUCAUGUAUGCCACUCCUACCGAUGACAAAGACCCCAAGUUCGAGCUGGUCUCGAAGUCCAACCUUCGUGGUCCCCACGGAUUUUCUGGUACCAUCCAGCUAGCCAAGAACCCGGCUGGUAAGUCUGGCGAGAAGUUCUACGACAACUCUGCUGGUGUGUACCCUGUUUCCGGAGAGGUUUCUGGCUCUGUCAGUGCCGAUGUAGGUAGCUACAGCCUGUCCUGGACCAAGGCCGGAAAGGAUGUCGAGGGAACUCCUCUGCUCAUGUUCGCUCUGCCCCAUCACGUCCACUCCUUCGAUAACGCUACUCAGGGCCGUGCCACGAAUAUCCACCUCCGCAGCACGACAAAAGGCAACACUACCGCUGUUAUCGGAGAAAGCUGGACUAUGACCGAGCCGAACCUCCCUAUUGAUAUGAGCUUCGCCCCUUGGACAACCACCCAUGGUAGUGUGCACAACCUCUCAGACACCGCCCAACGCGCCAUUCUCAAGGCCGCUCCCCACGAACUGAAGCAGAACAUCUCCGAGCAAACGGACCUCAACAGCAUGUACUAUAGCGGCAAAGCACUGAGCAAGUUUGCAACUCUGGUUUACACCGUCAACCAGCUCGGCAACAACGUCGACCUAGCCGCAGACGCCUUUCAAGAAGUAAAGAAAGCCUUCGCCCGCUUUGUAGACAACAAGCAGCAAUACCCACUCGCCUACGACACCGUCUGGAAGGGGGUCGUGUCAACAGCCGGGUACGACGGUGACCUGAACCAAGAUUUCGGAAACACAGCAUACAAUGACCACCACUUCCACUACGGCUAUUUCAUCCAAGCAGCCGCCAUCAUCGGUGCUCUUGACCCCAACUGGCUGGCAGAGAACAAGGAAUGGGUCAACAUGCUCGUCCGUGAUGCCAGUAAUUCGGUCGACAACGACCCUCACUUCCCAUUCUCGCGUUCAUUCGAUUGGUACAAUGGUCACUCAUGGGCUAAGGGUCUCUUCGAAUCUUACGAUGGGAAGGAUCAGGAAUCUACCUCUGAGGAUACCAUGUUCGCGUAUGCUAUCAAGAUGUGGGGACAGACUACAGGUGACGCAAGUAUGGAAGCGCGUGGUAACAUGAUGCUGGGCAUUUUGGGUCGCUCGCUUAACAACUAUUUCCUCAUGGAAGAUGAUAAUGUGAACCAGCCAGCGAACUUUGUCAAGAACAAGGUUACUGGAAUUCUAUUCGAGAACAAAGUUGACCACACCACCUAUUUCGGAGCAAACCUGGAAUUCAUCCAAGGUAUCCACAUGCUCCCAUUGAUGCCACACACCCCCUUCACUCGCCGCAAGGAGUUCGUUCGCCAAGAAUGGAACGCUAUGUUCUCAGCAAACGCCUCCACACCCGCCGAUAAGGUCGAGGGCGGAUGGAAGGGCGUCCUAUACGCCAACCUGGCGCUUGUCGAUCCCAAGGCCUCCUGGGAAUUCUUUACCCAGCCGGAGUUCGACUACAGUUGGAUCGAUGGUGGUGCCACGCGUACUUGGUAUUUGGCCUUCGCUGCUGGUCUUGGUGGUGCGCCUUGA
Molecule: messenger RNA, 2694 nt
Organism: Penicillium antarcticum
Lineage: Eukaryota; Fungi; Ascomycota; Eurotiomycetes; Eurotiales; Aspergillaceae
Product: glucan endo-1,3-beta-D-glucosidase
Exons: 7
Coding region: 1-2694 (897 amino acids)
Cellular component (GO): cell surface
Molecular function (GO): endo-1,3(4)-beta-glucanase activity; glucan endo-1,3-beta-D-glucosidase activity
Source: RefSeq, a predicted model, not a curated record